ACUAAUUAGCGGCAGCAGUGCAGCCUGCACCCUUGCCUUAUUCAUAUUCUUAGACCCAACACUACUUUCUGCACAGAACAGAGCAAAUUGUCAGUUACUAUUGUGAAAAUGCCUCAUCUAUGGCCCAAAUUUCUCGUCAUAUUCUGCUUUUCAUUCAUCUUCCCAUAUCCAAUCUCUUCCCUGCAAUCCGCCGUCAAUGUCUGGCCGAAACCACGGACCCUUUCAUGGCCCAAACCCUUAGCCACGCUGCUCUCUCCCAGCUUCAACAUCACCUCUCCCUCCCAUCAACACCUUUCCCCUGCCGUCAACCGCUACCUCCGCCUUGUCCUCACGGAGCACCACCGUCCCCUUUUCAACCCCUCGGUCAACCUCACCUCCCCAGCUUUGGAAACUCUCUCUAUUUCCGUGGCGGAUCUCUCCGCCCUCCUCCACCAUGGUGUCAAUGAAUCGUACACUCUCUCCAUCCCCACUGGCAGCGUCACUGCCUACCUGAGGGCGGAGACUGUGUGGGGAGCGAUGAGGGGUCUCGAGACCUUCUCGCAGCUGGUGUGGGAUGAGCCUUCACGGGUUGCAGUGGGUUUAUAUGUGUGGGAUUCUCCCCUUUUUCCGCACAGAGGAGUAAUGUUGGAUACUUCUAGAAAUUUCUAUGGAGUGAAGGACAUAUUGAGGACUAUUGAAGCCAUGAGUGCUAACAAGCUCAAUGUUUUCCAUUGGCAUAUCACCGAUUCUCAGUCUUUUCCUCUGGUGGUGCCAUCGGAGCCCGAUCUCGCCGCCAAGGGAUCUUAUGGAGCAGAUAUGCAGUAUUCUCCAGCCGAUGUCGCCCGGAUUAUCCAGUUUGGUCUAGAACGUGGGGUCAGGAUUCUCCCCGAAAUAGAUUCCCCAGGGCAUACCGGAUCGUGGGCGGAAGCCUACCCAGAAAUUGUGGCAUGUGCCAACAUGUUCUGGUGGCCGGCCGGAGCCAAAUGGUCGGACCGGCUAGCCUCCGAACCAGGAACUGGCCAUCUCAACCCCUUGAACCCGAAGACCUACCAGGUGCUCAAAAACGUCAUCCGUGACGUGGUGAACCUGUUUCCGGAGCCAUUCUACCACAGCGGAGCUGAUGAGAUCGUCCCUGGAUGUUGGAAAGCUGACCCCAGCAUUCAGUCUUUCCUCUCUGACGGCGGAACCCUCAGCAAUCUCCUCGAGAUGUUUGUGAAUUCCACAUUACCUUACAUGGUUUCCUUCAAUCGCACUGUAGUCUACUGGGAGGAUGUUUUGCUAGAUGACAAUAUUAGAGUGGACUCAUCAUUUCUUCCUCGCGAGAAUACUAUUUUGCAGUCAUGGAACAAUGGCGUCAACAACACCAAACGGAUUGUUGAAGCGGGAUACCGUGCCAUUGUCUCCUCAUCGGAGUACUAUUACUUGGAUUGUGGCCAUGGUGAAUUUGUAGGGAAUGACAGUGAGUACGACCAGGGGGGUAAGAGUGUAGACGGGGGAUCAUGGUGCGGACCCUUUAAGACAUGGGAAACCAUAUACAACUAUGAUAUAACAUAUGGGUUGAGCAAGGCAGAGGCUGAACUGGUGCUUGGUGGAGAGGUGGCGUUAUGGUCGGAGCAGGCGGAUUCUGUUGUUUUGGAUUCAAGAAUUUGGCCUAGAGCUUCUGCACUGGCGGAGACACUGUGGUCGGGAAACAGGGAUGAGACAGGUAAGAAGAGGUAUGCAGAGGCAACAGAUAGGCUGAAUGAGUGGAGGCACAGAAUGGUUAGUAGAGGAAUUGGUGCUGAACCUAUUCAACCUCUCUGGUGUAUCAGGAAUCCUGGAAUGUGUAACACUGUUAAUGUUAUUUUUGCUUAGCAACAUUAGCAAAUCAGAUACAGAGAUCAUCAAAAAGAAAGAUUUAUUCAGAAUUGGAGUGAGAUGAAAGAAAUAUAACAUUGCUAG
This is a messenger RNA of Rubroshorea leprosula, 1920 nucleotides long. The record is from the annotation of a GenBank genome assembly. NCBI's taxonomy places the organism in Eukaryota, Viridiplantae, Streptophyta, Magnoliopsida, Malvales, Dipterocarpaceae.